Molecule: messenger RNA, 375 nt
Organism: Cooperia oncophora
Lineage: Eukaryota; Metazoa; Nematoda; Chromadorea; Rhabditida; Trichostrongylidae
Source: the annotation of a GenBank genome assembly
AUGAGGUCCCUGAGCAUCCAAUGCAUAUUUCAAUUACCAAUGAACCAUUCAAAUCUUCGCAACUAUGGACUUGGGCAAACUUUCAGUGAUAUAAAGUUUGAUGCCGUCGAAAGUCAGCUUAUAGGAGAUGUCGAGUACACUUUCAAGGGCUCUAAUGUGAGUGGAGUGAGAACAAGGGAGAGGCUCACAGUUCCAUGCCAUUUCUCGCACUACGUCCCGUUUGACAGACAUGCUUUGUAUAGAAAACUCCCGUCUGACCAAUUAAUUUUGACAUGGCGAUCAUCUCCACACAUGUCCACAACGUCGAUGAACACGCCGUACUUUCUUAUCGAAGAGGUAACCUCCAAGGUGUUCCGUGGUUUGGCGUCUUACUGA